Messenger RNA from Nezara viridula (southern green stink bug), 7307 nucleotides. The record is from the annotation of a GenBank genome assembly. NCBI's taxonomy places the organism in Eukaryota, Metazoa, Arthropoda, Insecta, Hemiptera, Pentatomidae.
AAAGAAACAAUGUUUUUCCCAAGAUAAAACUGUGCCUUAAUAAAUGGAUCGGUCUCUUGAUUGUGGUUCAUAAACAGAUUUAAAUGCUAUCAAAUCGGUUUUUUCUUUUUUAGUUAUCUUGUGUAAUCGUCAGCAACAUAUCCGAUUCAUCGUCCGUCAUGGUAUGGAUCUAGUCCACAACAAUGGUAUCAGCUUUUCCUGCGUUAGUGUUCCUUGGAACUUAUAUUUUUCAUCAAGAUGAGAUUCCAGAGAAUGAACGAUCUAAAUUGACUGAUAAUUCGACUCUGUCAGUAAAGUGGUGUUGCAACAGCUCAAUUUUUGACCCUCUGGCAACUGCAUCAAUUCGUGGUUAUCCGGAAGAGGUAGAGAGGAUACUUAAGGAGGAUCCAAAAAAUAUUGACAUCCAAGAAGAAGGCGGGCUGACAUCCCUACAUUGGGCCUCCAUUAGAGGGCAUGUGGACGUCGUCAAGAAACUCCUCGAGUAUGGAGCAAACGUCUCUUCUACAGAUGAAGACAACAACACGGCCCUCCACAUGGCUGCACUAAGUGGCAAUCUAGAGGUAGUUCAUAUCCUCUUGGUUUCCGGAAGUCCCAUCAAUGCUCAGAACAUGUUUGGUGACACUCCUCUACAUCUAGCUGUCAAACAGGGUCACUUUGACUCGGUUGAAACACUGCUUAGUCACGGUGCAUCCACCAACAUUUUCAAUUACAAAAAGAAAACUCCGUUAGGAUUGGCUGUCACUAAAAGAAAUGAGCCCCUUGUAAGACUACUCAGAACUGCUUCAGAGCAUUCGGAAGCGCAUUACUGGGUUAACAUGAAUGAAGAAAUACCAACAGAUGCUGUCCUGGGUGGCAAUGAUCCUCACAAUUGUAACAGGUCUUUCAUUGGCAGGAUCAUGAUUAGUGGGCAAUUUGUUCCAGCUAAGGUCUGCCCUAAUUUGAGGCGUGCCUAUGCUGUAGUUAAUGGCUCAGAAUUUUCCAGUAAUCAAUAUCAGGUUCUUACCAGCAGUCAUGCCGCUUGGAGGAGAAUGACAGAUGAAGAUGACAUUCCAUAUGAAGCCAUUGUGGGGGGUACCACUUCCACUGGGGAAAAAAUAUAUAUUGGCAGAAGUUUCAUAUCAUUUGAAGAGGUGCUCUAUUUGGUUCCAGGAAAGGUUCGUAGCAGUAAUAGACGCCUAUCUAUGCCUCUGUUUGGUAGUGUGUAUGACAAAACAAACUAUGAAAUACUUGUAUCCUACUAUUAAAAGAUAUUUUAGAUAAAGAUAUAUAAGAUAAGAUAAAUAUAUAUAUAUAUAUAUAUAUAUAUAUAUAUAUAUAUAUAUAUAUAUAUAUAUAUAUAUAUAUAGAGAGAGAGAGAGAGAGAGAGAGAGAGAGAGAAUAGAAAAAUAAUUUAUUAGAAUAGAAAAAUAAUUUUAUUCUGGGACGAAGUCCCUUCAGAAUAACAAAAAAGUACAGAAAUUAAAAUUUUACAUCUGGCCAGAUAAAAACAAACAUAACAAAUUAAGAUAAUGAUAGGUCAUUAAAGAAAAGUAAAGAAAAAAAAUAUUGGUUAUACAUACUAUAUACAAAAUAAAAUAUAAAAAUCUAUAUAAAAAACUCUUGAAACCAUACUAAGAUAUUUAAAACUAUGUACGAUGUUAAAAUAUAAAUAAACCCUUUUAGAAAAAAUAAAAAAUACAGAAAAAAUAAAUGUAUAUUCUUCUUAACAGUAAAAUCUGUUUCUGUUGAAACAGAAAAAAAAAAAAAGAGAAAAAGAAAGUCGAAUCUAUAAUAAGUAUUCAGGUCAUGAGCUAUAUGUGAAUAUGGUCUUAUAUAUAAUGUGUAAUUUUACAUAAAAGAUUAGCUGGUGCCUGACUGUUUUUGGGACAGGAAUUGGAAUAGGAGGGUUUUGAAUGUAGAUAAGGAUGAAGAAUGUCGAAUUUUGAUUGGAAGGGAAUUCCAGAAACUAACAGAACGUGCAAUAAAGGAGUUUUGGAACGAGGCAGAUCUGUGAGAAGGAAUGUAAAGGUCGGAAGGUCGAGAUCUUGUGGAGAGGGAGUGGACUGAGGACUUGAAUUGGAGAAGGUUGUAGGCGUAGGAAGGACGAUGAUUGUUGAUGAUAUGAUAGAGGAAUGUAUAUAUACAUACAUUAUAUAUAUAUACAUACAUACAUAUAUAUAAUUUUAAUUUUAUUUCUGUAACUGUGCAACGGAACAAAUUUUAAAAUAUUUGUAUCAUAUUCCUCAAUUAUAUUGGAAAGAUAUACUCAUUUAUUUAUUUAAUAUAUGAUUUUAUAAAUUUAGAGACUUGAUAUAAAAUCAAAUAAAAAAUUGUCAGUAAUAGAGCGUAAUUAUCAUUUUUCAUGAAAAAUCACGUGGUUAUAAGCGCCUUUUAAGUGCAUCUUUUAAAGUUAUGUUGUGAUUUCUAAUUUUGAAUGUAAUUUGUUUAAAAUCAAAAAAUAAAAGUCAUAAAUUGGUUUUUACUUUUAUUAAUUCCUCAAGGUAGUAUACAGCUGACAUCUCAACCCAUCCUGACACUGUUAUCACCACGUAUGCUGAUAACACAUGUAUCCUAUGUGUUCAUAAUGAUCCAUCAGCUGCAUCCCAAACUCUCCAAUCACAUAUUACAAAUCUUGAAGAAUGGUGUAAAAACUGGAGAAUUAAAAUAAAUUCCAAUUAAUCCCACCAAAUUACCUUUACCUUGCGUCGCAAACCUAUGACCUCCUGUCCUACAGUAUCCUUUAACAGUUCCCCACUUAUCAUAAUUGAAUCAAUCCGUUACCUAGAACUCCACCUGAACAAACGACUCACAUGGCUGAAACUCAAGAAACCGCUCGACGUUUCCGACUAUUCCAGCACUUAGUAGACAAACCCUAUAACCUUUCAAUCAAUUACAAACGACUCUUAUAUAUGACAAUAAUAAGACCUAUUUGGACUUACGGAAUUGAGCUUUGGAGCUCCACUAAACCAUCGAAUUCCUUUCGUAUCCAAUACUGACAAUCCAAAAUCCUUCAUAAAAUCCUCACCGCUCCUUAAUUUGUCACAAAUAAAAUCAUCCAUAAAGGCUUUAAUUUUCCAUAUGUUUCCGAUUUGGCCCAAUCCAGAUACCUAUCUUUCCAUAACAAACUGCAGAACCACCCGAAACCUCUCGUUUCAAACCUUGCUUCCUCCUCGAUCCCUGAUAAGUAGAAGGAAUGAGAGAAUGGGAUAAGAAUGCAAGGGAUGGGAAGUGUUGUCAGGGUGGUUUGAUCUAUAAGUCAUGUAGUCACGUAUGUAGGAAUAUGAACGUUGAGGGAAGUGAGUUUCUGUCAUUAGAGCAAUAUGAAUUUUCCCCUAAGUGGUUGUCAUGAAGAAAAGUGUCAAGUUCGUCUCGUUGAUUGUGUAAUCCGUUCGCAUUCCAUAAAAGAACAUCUGGGGGCUUUGUGCCAAUUGUGGGAGAUUAAAAGGAAUUUCGAUAUGGAUUCUUGUGAGAAGAGUGAUUAGUGGCUUAAUAGCUUCAUGGAGAUCUUUCAAGACGGAGAAAAGGGUAGAGUUUAUUAAUUGAAUCGGGUUUUGUUGGUCAGGUGGGAUUUGAUCAGGAAUUCGAGAGAGAUAGCUGUUGAGAUAAGGAAGGUCUGAUGAAGGUUGUACCCGUCGUGAUGUAGGAGAGGCUGAAUUAUAAAUAGAUGGAACUUGGGAAGGAGAAUUAUUGUGAGCAGUGGGAUGGGAGUAAACUUGAGCUGGAUGUUCAGUAAUGGUAAUUUGAUACGUAGAGGUAACUAACUGAUAAGGAGGCAUUUGCUGAGAUGAAGAUUUUAACUGAAUGUGGGGGGUAUGAGUCUUGGAUUGGGAAUUCUGGAUCUUAGGAUUGGAAGUCUGAGUCUUAGGUUUGGAAGUCUUAGGCGUCUGACGUAGCUGCUGAUUAUUCACCAUGGUGUCUGAAUAUAGUUGCCAGGAGUUCUGGUGGAGAUAAUUUGUUGAUAUAGAGGGCUGUUGUGUAAGUCCUGAUGCAAUUAUUUUCGGCAAUUCAGGAAACUUUGAAGUUCAGAUGCCUGUGUCUGGGUAGGGUUCUUCUGUUCGUUGUUUUGUAUUGAUAUGUUGUUAUUCCUUUGCUUAUUGGUCUUCUUAUAGACAAUGCAGCUCCGAUAAAUUACAAGGUGGUCCCCACCACAUUUUGCUGGUUUAUUCAACGGUUUCUGGCAAGUGUCAGAGGUGUGAGGAUCGGCACAUUUGACACACCGCGUUGAGUGAUGGCAGUAGGCUUUUGAAUGACCUAAGUUUUGACACUUGAUGCAUUGGACGAUUAUAUGUUUCUGCUUCGGCUCUUCAAAUUUUACAGUAGAAUAUAGCAGUCUUUUGACUUCGAACAUUUCAGAAUUAUUCCGGGCUGAUUCGAAAUCAAUGAAAAAUCAUGACAGUGGGUAUUUCUCAAUUGGAUGUAAAACAGGAGGUAUAUGUCUUACAUUGUGGCCGAUAUCUUUAUGAUCUUUUUCUAUUGUGGUUGUGGGAGUAGUUGAGUGAAGACCUCUCAAAACGACCCUAUAUUUUUUUUCUUCUUUUAAUUGAGAGCAGUGGAAGUCAUAAUUUUGUACUUUCAAUUAAUUAAUUCUUUUUUAAUCGUAUUUGGUAUUGGUGUUAAUCCAAUACAUCAUUCAUUAAAUUCAUAUCCAAUACAUCAUUCAUUAAUUUCAUAUUCAUUCAUCAUCAUUAAUCAUUGACGCGAGAAAAAUCCGGAAAUUGGUCUGUCCAAUCAGAUUAGCUAUUUUUUACCGAACUGAAUGAAGUUGUCAAUUUUGCUUACAUGUAUCAGUGGGUGCUCUGGUUCGGUUAAAGUCCAAGGUUCAGUGGUCUCCUUACUUUUAUUACUGAUUGCAACAGAAUGUUGCUCGAUGUGCCAGUAGGUGGUUUAGUUUCAGCUUUCAUAACUGAAUUAUUAUUAUUGCUAGUUUUUGAUUGUUUAUUUUUGUCUGCUUUGGGUGGCUGCUUUGAUUUGUCGGAUAUUUUUUUUGUUAUUUAUUUGGUAAGUUGCCCGCCGACCUGGGGGCAGAGUUUCUGUUGCGCUUUUGGAGAGUUCACCUUGUUAAUUACUGAGAAUCCGUUUUACUAAUUUCGGAGAAGGGGGUACCUACAUCUGAUUCAUCAAUAGUUUAUAAACUCACUGUUUACAAAGUCUGAGAAUAGGAUUUGAGAUAAUCACCACAUAACAAAGUAGCAAAGAAAUGACGAUACGGAUAUUGGACUGCAGUUGCGGCCAUGACACUUGAUACUCCAAAACUUUUUUAAAAUGGAUUGUUUUUCUAAAAAGUUUCACAGAAACUGAUAAAAUGGUUCCAUAAAAGUUUCAAACACUGUCAAAAACCAAAUGAUAACGAGUGUUUUGAACAUUUGGAUUAAAAUAACUCAAAAACUAAUAUUCAGACUUUCAUUCUAUUAAUAAGGGACAGUUACAGAACUUCACCAUCUUUGUGAUGUGCUAUAAUUCAAAAUUGUAUUUUGAUUUGACGAUCAGUUAGAGUCUGAAAGGGAAAAAACCAAAAAAAAAAAGUGAUAAUAACGACUGCUGUUUCAAAAUGUUUUUCCGAUGAAAUUAUGACUGGCCAGCUCGACCUAUUUUUUUAACAAAAACAAAAUUAUUUUUCAUAUUAUCUAUCCCGCCUUGUUAAUGUUUCCAUUCCUAUCGUUUGGUCUUAAGUACACAAUUAGUUUUAUUAUUUUUUUUUUCGAGGACCGCACAAACAUUACAUGCAGAUAUUUUUUUUUUUUUUUCUUACAAAGUACCAUUAUUAAAAAGACGAGCACCCCAAAACUAAAUUAAAGACCAUUUCUGUAGAGAACUAUAGUUAACCCACGGAAAUAACGGUCCUCUUCCUGAUUACCUCAUUUGAACUAGUGCGUUCACGAACUGCGCACCCUUUCAAACGAUCUUCAGACUGUCUUUUAUUGACCGGACGCCCUGAGGACAGUCACAAUAAACUUUUACUAUGUCUGAGCUACUGUUUUUUACUCCUUUAUUGUACCUUCCAACCUCGCCUCCCCCAGUUACCUGGACAGAAGCGUAAGGAUUUAGUCUAUUUUAUUAUAUUCAUUAGUGUAAACUGUAUCAAAAGUAUUCUUUUUCAUUAUUGUUUCAUAUGAUUAAAGAUAUUAUUUUUUAUAAAGGUGUAUAUAUAUAUAUAUAUAUAUAUAUAUAUAUAUAUAUAUAUAUAUAUAUAUAUAUAUAUAUAUAUAUAUAUAUAUAUAUAUAUAUGUAUGUAUAUAUUUUUUUUGUAUUAUCUCCUAUUUUUACUACUAAUAAAACUGAAUGAUCACUUCAUAUUGUCAGGAUAGUUUCCCAAACGAAAUAAAAUGUAAAAAUAAAAAUUAAGAUUCUUGAUUAAAAUAAUGUUCACAAUUAUUUUAUCUCAGGUAUGGGGUACUGACAAUUAUAUCAAAACAUUCAGACAAACUAAAACUAUCUACCUUAAACACUAUUGAUUUUAAAAUAUAUGCAAUUGAUUUUAAAAAUUUGUAUAUUCACUGUCGUUUCCUUUGUGGCACUGUAAUUCAUUUGUAUUUAAACACUUCCCAAUGUCCUGUUAAGCACACUUUCAAAUAUGGUAACACUCUUAUCUACUCAAAUCAAGAAAUACAUCCUCUCUCUUGUAAUUCCAAACAACUAGUGAUGGGGCCACAUAGCACAUAGGCCACAUAGCUGUGAUUCUGGCAAAGUGACUGGACCAGAGAGAUCACAGAAAUUCAUUUUGGAGCACCGAAAUCACAGUGACAGUCACUGUAAAUUGAACAUUCAUUUCUGUAUAUUUCUGAAUGAGGUAUGUCUGAAAUAAUUAAUGGAAAGUAUUUCAUUCACUCCUUUAUUUAUUGCUUGAUUACCAUUUAUUUUAUAACAAAAUUAUUUUUCAAAAACAUAAAAUAAAUUUAUGAAAUAAUUAUGAUUCUGAAAGAAGUUCAAAAUCCAUGAAUAGUGAAAAUAUACAACAAUAUACAAUUAUUACUAUCGUUAAUCUACUUUACUAUUAUCAUCACUACAUUCUAACCAAAUAAUCAUCAAUAACCAAGCAAUUAUAAUGAAAUAAAAGUCUAAAAAUCAUUAGAUGACCAGAGGAUUUGAAUUGAAGUAGCUCGGAGAUGUAUAAAGAGUAGUGGGAUUGGAUGACUUGAAAGAUGAAGGAUGCCAGGAAAUACUUACAACGGUAGAAAGGAUAAAGCCACUUCAAAUCUGCAUAAAAACGGUAAACAGAGGUAUCCUUUGGGAUUCCCAGGAUGAAUCGUACAAAGCAAUUUAUAAAACGUUUUAGUUUCCCAGACCCCCAGAGACGCUCCCAUAUACCAUACAGCAAUAGUCAAAGUGUG